AGGACUUGGUCCGCCUGACCGGAGGGACCCCGGCGGUCGAGCCCUCCCGGGCGGAGUCCGCGGGCCGCCGCCCGGCCGCUGUGCCCGCCUUUGCCCCGCGCCCGAAGGAGGGGCUGCCAGCAGCGCGCAUCCUGGCCGCGACCGCCCAACCCGGGAGCGGAGGGGCGGUGGCGGAGCCCGGCUCGCGGGGGGCCCGAGGCUAGCACCCCUGAAGGCAGCGGCGAGGCGACACUGCCAAGAUGUGACAGUAAAGACAAGACUUAUCAAAUAACAAAGAUGCUUUUGAGCCAGAAUGCCUUGGCGAUUCGACCACUAAAUUUGUAUCCUGUAGUGUUCAUCAGCCUCACGUUUGGUAUUUUACAUGCUUUGUCUGAUUCUCCAGAUGAAUCUUGCAUUUCUUUUAAUAUGACAUUACGAAAUUUCCAGUCAAUUUUAUCAUGGGAAUUAAAGAACCGUUCAAUUGUACCAACUCACUAUACAUUAUCCUACACAGUCAUGAGUAAACCAGCAGGUGAGACGGUUGUUGAGGACUGUAUAAAUAUCACAAGAUCAUUUUGUGACCUAACAGAUGUGUGGGAAAGCAUGUCUGAGACAUACCUCCUCACGGUAGUCGGAUUCAGAGGGAACACAGUGCUGGUCAGUUGUUGGGACAAGGUCUUCGUGGCAUUGGACAUGUCUUUGGAACCACCAGAAUUUGAGAUUGUUGGUUUUAUCAGCCACAUUGAUGUGAUAGUGAAAUUUCCACCUGUCAUUCCCAAGAUGCUAGUUGGGAAAAACUUACAGACUUAUUUAUCACUUGUCAUCGAAGAAAAGUCAGGGAGCAUUGUUAACCUGCAUAGACCCAAAAUAGAUGGAAACACUACUGGAAAUUUCACUUAUGUCAUCGACAAGUUAAUUCCAAACACAAACUACUGUGUAUCUGUUUAUUUUGAGCCUAAAAAUCUGGGGAAAAUACAUAGAUCUCCCUUAAAAUGUACCCGCCUUCAACCUGGACAAGAAUCAGAGUCGUCAGAAUCUGUCAAAAUAGGAGGAAUAAUUACUCUGUUUUUAAUAGCAGCUGUCUUCAUAAGCACCAUAAUAACACUGAAACGGAUUGGUUAUAUAUGCUUAAGACAUGAUUACCCCAAAGUUCUGAAUUUUUAUAACCUGUCAGCCUGGGUAUUUCCUGAGCUACCGCCAUUGGAAGCCGUGGCUAUAGUGGAGGUCAUUCACAUCAACAGAAAGAAGAAAGUGUGGGAUUAUGAAUACGGUGAUGAAAGUGACAGCGAUAAUGAAGCCGUCCCCCGGGCAAGCGCAGGUGGUUACACUAUGCAUGGACUAACAGGCCUGUGUCCACUGGCCUCCACCUCCUCCGCCUCCUUGGAGAACUGCGGCAACCCAGACGCUGAGGAGCCUGACCUGCCUGAGCCUGGGGUUGAGUCUGAGCCCCUGAUGACACCAGGGCCUGGCCCCUGCCAGUCGGAAUGCACAGAUGGGGACUAUGAGAGGAGAGGGAACCGGCUGCAGGACCGCUUUUCCGAGGAGGACAACAGCUCCACUGAGGGGUCCGAGGACAGAAUUGUCUUCAAUGUGGAUUUAAACUCUGUGUUCGUGAGGGUCCAAGAUGACGACGAUGCAGAAGUCCCUCCAAUGUUAUCAUGUCUUCCAGAAGAGGCAGUGGACCUAGAGGAUCCCAACGAAAUGGAAACAAGCCUUCUGGUGGCCAGCGGAGAAGGCACACAGCCGCCCUUCCCCAACCCCUCUGUGGAGUGCCUGUGGCCUGAAGAUGCUCCUUCUGAUGAAAGUGACACUUCUGAGUCAGAUGUUGACAUUGGGGAUGGUUAUAUAACGAGAUGAAUCCAAAAAUAUUUAACUUGGACUGACAAAUACCUCCAGGGUGCUCUCUCCUUGCACCCCCACUUGCUCCUUUGUGGUCUGCAAGUGUUCUCUGAGGGAAGGGGUGGGAGACUGCAGAGUGG
Molecule: messenger RNA, 1958 nt
Organism: Ceratotherium simum simum (southern white rhinoceros)
Lineage: Eukaryota; Metazoa; Chordata; Mammalia; Perissodactyla; Rhinocerotidae
Product: interleukin-10 receptor subunit beta
Biological process (GO): type I interferon-mediated signaling pathway
Cellular component (GO): plasma membrane
Molecular function (GO): type I interferon receptor activity; interleukin-22 receptor activity; protein binding
Source: RefSeq, a predicted model, not a curated record